AUGGUUGAAUCAGCUUUCGAGGUCGACAUAGCCGGCAACACGCUGAAAUACACUGAUGGCAACAUUGACUUCGACGACAUCCUGUGUAUACUGCCAGGUCCAGCGCCCAACAAGCAUCGCGUACUGUUCUUCGAGCAAGCCAAAAAAGACAGCGCCAAGUCAGGAGAGCACACAUACCUAAAGAAACUCGAUAUAAAAAACUUACCGAUAGAGCUUAGCAGCUUCUUAACGACGAUCCCAAGCCACAUUCAAAACACAGACAAGCCACCUGUGAUCCAAGUGGUGAUAUCCAUAGGCUCAGGAACAGGCAAAGCCAAAGCCGUCUUCCAAGAUGCCCUCCAACCUCUAUUCACCAACAUCGGGCUAAAAGGCAUCGAAAUCUACGAAACAGAAUCUGCACAGACAAUCACCGAAUUAGCACAAACCAAAUUCAUCAAGCAUGCCGCCGAAGGCGUACCCCAGACCAUCAUCCUCCUCUCAGGAGAUGGCGGCCUGAUUGACAUCCUCGACAUAUUCUACAAAUCAAAGCAAACAGUGAAAGUCCCGCCUAUUAUCGUCCUGAUCCCAUGCGGGACAGGGAACGCCAUGGCGAGUUCAAUUGGACUACGAUCUGGUCCGAUACCAGGUUUGUCUACGCUACUCCGAGGCACGCCAGCUCCCAUCCCAGUCUUCGGCGCUCGAUUCUCACCUGGGAGUCAGUUUGUCAUUGAUGAGGGUCGUCAGCGGAUGCCGAUAGACAGUGACGGUGAUCGUGACGAUGCUGCUUACCGGACGGUACACUGUGCAGUCGUUGCAAGCUGGGGUCUUCAUGCCGCGCUCGUUGCGGAUAGUGAUACAUUCGAAUACCGCAAAUUCGGUAUUGAUCGUUUUAAAAUGGCUGCUAAUGAGCUGCUUUAUCCAUCGGACGGGUCGCCUUGUCAUCGGUUCAAGGGGAAGAUUACGAUAUCUCUGCGGAAGGAUGGGGAAGAUGGGGAUAUUCGUCAGGAAAUUGUGGAAAGUGAUGAGCAUAUGUAUGCGCUUGCUGCUAUGGUUCCGCGUCUUGAGAAGGAGUUUUUGAUUUCUCCUGAGUCUGUGCCGCUUAGUGGAGAUAUGAGGUUCAUUCGGUUUGGACCUAUGUCGCCGCAGGAUGCGUUGCACUUGAUGGCUCUUGCUUAUCAGGGUGGGAAGCAUGUUGCAGAGGGCACGGUUACCUAUGUUAAUAUUGAAGGGUUGAGGAUUGAUUUCCUUGAGGAUGAGGAGAGAUGGAGGCGGGUUUGUAUUGAUGGUAAGAUUGUUGCUGUUGAGAGGGGUGGAUGGCUGGAGUUGUAUAAAGAGACUAAGCGGUUGCUUCACUUAAUUCAGUAG
Molecule: messenger RNA, 1344 nt
Organism: Penicillium antarcticum
Lineage: Eukaryota; Fungi; Ascomycota; Eurotiomycetes; Eurotiales; Aspergillaceae
Exons: 1
Coding region: 1-1344 (447 amino acids)
Biological process (GO): sphingosine biosynthetic process
Cellular component (GO): intracellular membrane-bounded organelle; cytoplasm; membrane
Source: RefSeq, a predicted model, not a curated record